AUGGAUGUAGCGGAGUCGAAUCUCGAAGCGGGCAAAACGGCUGCCUCGUCCGGCGACACCAACAAUGAUGAGAACGCUGCUUCUGACCCGUUCCUCGUCGACUGGGACGGUCCUGACGACCCUCAAAACCCAUUCAACUGGCCCACCUGGGUCAAGGCGACCAACUGCGGCCUUGUCAGCGCGCUCACGUUUGUCACGCCCCUGGCCUCGUCCAUCUUCGCCCCCGGCGUGCCGAGCCUGAUGCGCGACUUCCACAGCUCGGACGUCCUUAUAGCUGCGUUCGUCGUCUCGGUAUACGUGCUCGGCUUUGCCCUGGGCCCGCUCCUCUGGGCGCCCCUGAGCGAGCUGUAUGGUCGCGUAUACAUCUACCACCUCUGCAACAUCAUGUUCGCCGGCUUCAUUGUCGGCUGUGCGCUCGCCCCGACGCUCGGGGCCCUCGUCGUGUUCCGUUUCUUUGCCGGAGCGGUGGGCGCUUGCUGUCUGACGAACGGAGGCGGGUCGAUCGCCGACCAGAUCAGCCAGGAGAAGCGCGCCGUCGCCAUGUCUGCCUUCAGCAUUGGCCCUCUGUUCGGUCCCGUCAUCGGUCCCGUCAUCGGUGGCUUCGUCCAGGACGCAAAGGGCUGGCGGUGGGUGUUCUGGGUGCUGUGCAUCAUCCACGCGAGCGUCGCCGUGGCCAUGGUUGUCUUUAUGCGCGAGAGCUACGCGCCUGUUCUGCUGGAGCGCAAGGCUGCCAAGCUGCGCAAGGAGACGGGCGACGAGCGGUACAAGUCGAAGCUCGACACCGGGUUGUCCGGCAGCACGUUGUUUAAGCGCAACAUCAUCCGACCGCUCAAGCUGUUGGUCUUCUCCCCGAUCUGUACCGUCUUUGCGCUGUACAUGGCCAUGGUGUACGGGUACCUGUACCUGCUGUUCACAUCGGUGGCGUUCGUAUUCCAGCAAUCGUAUCACUUCAGCACGAGCAUGGUCGGGCUGGUGUAUAUCGGUCUUGGUGUUGGCUCACUGGUGGGAAUGGCCUGGUUCGCGGCCGACAGCAACAAGGCUAUCCAGAAAGCCAAAGCCGAGACGGGCCAGACGAGAGUCAAGCCCGAGGUGAGGCUAAACCUGCUGCCGCACGGGGCCAUCAUUUUGCCUGUUGGAUUCUUCAUCUAUGGAUGGACGGCGGACUACCUGACUCACUGGAUCGCGCCGGUGAUUGGGCUGUUCAUCAUUGGAGUUGGCAACAUCCUCUGCUUCAUGACCGUGAGCGUCUACCUAGUCGACGCGUACGAGCGCUAUGCCGCCUCCGCACUCGCCGCCAACACCGUGUUCCGCUCCAUCGCCGGCGCCGUGCUGCCGCUCUGCGCGCUGGACAUGUACCGAGCGCUCGGCCUCGGAUGGGGCAACUCGCUCCUGGCGUUCAUCGCCAUCGCUUUUCUGCCUGCGCCAUUCCUGAUCUUGAGGUUCGGCGAGAGACUGCGGAUGAAGUUCAAGGUGGAGAACUUGUGA
Messenger RNA from Microdochium trichocladiopsis, 1485 nucleotides. Its product is annotated as major facilitator superfamily domain-containing protein. The record is from RefSeq and is a predicted model, not a curated record. The transcript has 2 exons. The coding region runs from base 1 to 1485 and encodes 494 amino acids. NCBI's taxonomy places the organism in Eukaryota, Fungi, Ascomycota, Sordariomycetes, Xylariales, Microdochiaceae. Gene Ontology annotation, molecular function: transmembrane transporter activity. Gene Ontology annotation, biological process: transmembrane transport.